Messenger RNA from Didymodactylos carnosus, 1481 nucleotides. NCBI's taxonomy places the organism in Eukaryota, Metazoa, Rotifera, Eurotatoria, Philodinida, Philodinidae. The record is from the annotation of a GenBank genome assembly.
CUUUCGAUAUUUCUUAAUAAAGAAUAUUAUUCUCUUUCGAAUGUUGAAAACCGCAGGUCUCUAGCUGCUUCCUAUCCGGAGUUAUUCAACUUACAACCGACUCCAUUGUUCAUUGAAAUGGAUAGUAAUAAUCGCUUAUUUGUGGUGUUUUUAAUGUUUUACUCAUAUCAAUCCUCAAUUUAAGUCUUAAACUUAAACAGUCCAUUGGUCAGCGUAGAUUUGAGUUAAGAUUGGCGUAUAGUUACAUGACGUUAAGCUUUCUUCAAAUCACCAUCUCCAAACAUGUGUAACUAAUGCGCAAGCACAAGGAAAUUGCGAAAUAGGACGUUUUCAUACUUAUUCGUUUCAACUAAAUAAGUAGAAAGUUACAUGAAAAACCAUAAUACGAAAGGGAAAGUGAAUGUGUAUGGGAAGACAUAGAUUUUCACUUUUGCAUUCAUCUACUUUUAAAAUUGCAUUUUUAUCUUCGAAAGUGGUUGUUUGUGCCUUGUUUCUACUAAAUGAUGUAUUAAGUUCUAUAUUCCAAGUCUUUCGACUCGUCGUUGCUUCUUUACAUAGAUCAGUUGUAUUAAAUAUUAUCCGUUUUGUAGAUGAGCUUGGUUGCUUAUACUUUAUCGGAUUCUGAUGAAGACAAACAGAACUGUGUGAAUUUGGAUAGCAAGAAGACAACUACUCAAUCACAAACACUUAAUUCGGUUGGAAACAAAAAAAGAAAAAUGUCAGUCUCAAAAAUCAAGUAUUUCUCUACAUUUACAAUUUCGAAUUUUUGUCUCAGAUUGCCAUCUGUCAAACUUCAUCUUUCGAAUGAAGUUGACUAUUUCGAAACAGAUCAUGUUGAUAACACGAACGAACAUGAUGGACGAAAAAGGUUAUUUGCACAUGAACGAGGCAAUUGGGCAACAUCCAUAUUUGCAUUUGUGUACUGUUCGUCUCAUAUGGAUACGUUAAUUGACGAUUAUAUCGAUCUAAUGAAUCAAAUGUUAAAUAGUAACAAUGAUGCACCAACCACCAUGUGGAAACGAGUCAAUGAACUUCAUGUUAGUGUUUCAAAAACAUUUCCAGUUCGUUACCAUCAUAUUGAAGCUUUAAGAAUAACAAUUAGUGAAGAGUUCAAAUCAUUUGAAAAAUUUUCCUCUGCCAUUUCAAAUAUUGAUAUAUUAAGCAAUGAAGAUGGCUCAACAUCUUUUCUAGUUUUUACACUUGAUCAGUGCAAACGUUAUUCAGAUAUUGUCAAAAAAGUCGACAAAGCUCUAGUUCAAUAUCGACUACCGGUUUACUAUGAGAAUCCGUGUUUCCAUACGAGUAUAGCCUAUAUUGCAGGUGACAAACGAUAUUUAAUGACAAACGAAUGGAAAUUAAAGUGUCAGGCACUAUUGAAUGAAUAUAACUGCAUUCCAAGUGCGACAACGAUUUCAAUUGAAGAUAUUCGUUUAAAAGCUGGAAAUCGUGUUUAUCAUUUGUUCGAUGAUAAAAGAACUUGA